AUGGUAUUGGUGUCGGGUCUGAUCUUCAUGUUAUUUCUCCUCAGCAGGUUUUGCCAAGCAUCUCUUGGUGACCCGUGGAGCAGUUGUCCUGCAGAUAAAAUGUGCAAGAGCAAGUUUGCGAAUGGAGUUUGUGAUAAAGAGUGCUCGGGGUCACAGUGCCUCAGAGACGGCUUCGACUGUCUCAAACCCAAACAGUCGUGCAAUCCUGGCUACAUUCAAUACUGCCGUGACCACUACGACAACAUGCACUGCGAGUCGGGCUGUAAUAUCGCCGCCUGUGGGUGGGAUGGUUCCGACUGUCAUAAAAAUCAGCAUCCCAGCUGGGCCAAGGGAACUUUGGUCAUGCAGACGUCCAUUCCGUUCCAGAAAGCCCCAUUCCAGAACGCCUCGUUACUGUGGGCUCUGAGCGUCCUGCUCCAGACGAGCGUUAGACUGAUGGGUCGCGUGCCGUUUCCGUCCAGCGCUGAACUUAAUGCUGUGGACCAGCAGCAGCUGAUCGAUCUGCACCAACAAGCACCGAGUUACGAGAGCAAUGGGACGUUAUUGUUUCUUCAAGUGGAUAACCGUCCAUGUUCCAAGCUCCCGAUCUCCUGCUUUCCCUACGCAUCAGAGGCAGCAGAUUUCCUGAACGCCAUGAUGGAGCUGAACCUCUUCCCAGCUUAUGUCAGGCCUGAAAUCCAGGCGCUCAUCAGGAUCCGAGGCAUCAACAAAGAAAUAUCAACGACAGAAACGGUCCCAGACGUCCCAGAUGGUUCUCCUGCGUGGCUUUGGCCGGUGGUCGGCAUCGCAGUGGGCAUCGUGGUUUCUCUCCUCGUGGUGGUGGCUCUAGCAGUGCUGGUGUGGAUCAGAAGAAGAAGAAACAGAAGAGAAAGAGGAGAACGAGUUCAUCACAGAUCUACGGCCACUGAAAAUAACGAUGAGAGUAAAGCCUGGAUGCAGCACACGCCCGAACACAACGAGAGGAGCAACAGGACGACGAGGGACAAGGACAGAAACGGCGCGAAGAAGAAGAAGAAAAAAGGGAAGGAGUUCGGGAAGAAGCGCAGGGAGCCGCUCGGAGAGGAUGCCGUUCGAAUGAAGCCCCUCAGGAAGACCUUGGACAUCGGCAGUGACACAGACGUGACCCAGAGCUCCAUGGAGGACAUCAGCAAGACCAUCCGUGACCACAGAUCUCCAGUGCAGAAACACUUAACUGUUAAUCACCAACAGCUGCCUGUACCAACACCACCCAGAAGGUGGGACAGGAACCCCAUUCCCACACCUCAGAGAACUCCAAGCAAUUCAGCUCCGGUACAGUGGUGCGGACCCGACGGUUCUGUGGUUCUGAUCCGAGCCGUGAGAAGCGGCCUCGAUCGCGUGGUGCUGGAGCUGCUGAGGGCCGGUGUGCCCGUUAACAACACUGACCACACCGGGAGAUCCGCCCUGCACUGGGCAUGCUCAGUAAACCACCUCUCGUUGGCUCGGACCCUCAUCCGAUACGGCGCCGCCGUGGACAUGCAGGACCACAAGGGCGAGACGCCUCUUUUCUUGGCCGGCCUUCACGGCUGCUACGAAACCACCAGGUUCCUCCUCCUGAACGGUGCCAAUCAGGAGCUGACAGACCGCAGAGGGCGGCGGCCGAUAGACGUGGCCAGAGAGGGGAUGAAUCAUCAGGUCCUCGAGAUCCUGCUAGCUCAUGAGGUCCACCGCAGCCCGUUUCCUGUGGCCCCCACCACCGAAGUGCUGUGGGAUGAUCGAGACUAUCUGUACUCGCCGUGGGUGGCCAUGCCUCCAUCCCUGCCCGGAAGAAGCGCUUCCUUUUCUGGGGCUGUAGGUCACCGGGAAAUGGCUUCCCCACAACCCAGUGACUGGCAACUCGCAUCCCCUCAAAACUGGCGGCAUUUGCAGAAUCAAUCAGCAACAGCCCUGGUCAGUCCCAGGAUCCUGAGUCGGCCAUCUCGGCCAAUCAGCACGCUUCAGGAAGUGACCUCAGAAGCCGAGGAUGAUGAAAGGGAGGCGGCGCAGCACGCCUCUCGAGCGACGACACCCCACUUCCUGUAUCCACAGCCAGCGCCCAGGCAGCGCUCGUUCUCCUGCACGCAGCCCGCGCUCCAGCGCCGCCACAGCACCAACCAACCCGAGCAGCACGUCAACGCACCGGCUGAAAAGCUGGUCAACGAGCACGUCGAGAUAGUGGUCGUGCCCCACCCGAGAGCGAGCUCCAGCCAAUCAGAAAGCAGGAGCGCGGGGACCACAGGGACCGCGUGUACGGCAGAGUCCGAGCAGGAGAGUAAGAGGAGCAGUGAGGAGAAAGGUCAAAGUGAGGGGACGAACACCCCGCCGGCAUCCGUCCAGACUGUCAUGUGAGGGUGAUGGAUUUUUAUUCACAGGAUCCAAUUUUAUGGACUAGUAAUCACAAGGUCACUGGUUCAAGCCCACAUCUGCCACGAGCAAGGCCCUUUACCCCUUAAUCACUCGGACUGUAUAUAUUCACAGCUGUAAAUCGCUUUUUAAAUAAAAACUAAAUCU
Molecule: messenger RNA, 2508 nt
Organism: Trichomycterus rosablanca
Lineage: Eukaryota; Metazoa; Chordata; Actinopteri; Siluriformes; Trichomycteridae
Gene: notchl
Product: notch receptor, like
Exons: 11
Coding region: 1-2346 (781 amino acids)
Biological process (GO): multicellular organism development; Notch signaling pathway; cell differentiation
Cellular component (GO): membrane
Molecular function (GO): protein binding
Source: RefSeq, a predicted model, not a curated record